AGUCUUGAAUCUCCUCAUUGAACAGUAUGGUACGCACUGGUUGGAAAGCUGUAGAGGAGCUAGUGCAGAUUUCCAGAAGUCCCCAGGAAUAGCACCACUAGCAAAAGCUUUCAUCAUGGGGGACAUGAAAACCCCAGAUUUUGAUGACCUCUUGGCUGCUUUUGACAUCCCUGAUCCAACUAGCCUUGAUGCCAAGGAAACCAUCCCGUCAGCUGGGGAGGAGAACGAGAAUCACCUGAAGUCAUCAGGAAUCUGCAUAGAUGAAAACGUGUCCUUAUCUCAUUCUUUACCUCCCUCUGAUGCUCCUGUUGUGAGUGUGAUAGUGAAGAACACAAGUCGCCAGGAGUCCUUUGAAGCAGAAAAGGAGGGGAAUCACCUCGGGACUGGUCUGCUACACAACGGGUUUCGUGGGUCUGAUCUGCCAUCGGAGGCUCACACUUUAGUGCAUAAUUAUGGCAAGUUUGAGUCAACUUUUAUUAAUGGUGACAGCUCAAGAAGUUACUGUGAUAAACUGGAUCAGUCCAGAUCGGAGCCUUUGCCAACGUUCAGUCAGUUUAGCCCGAUUUCCAGCCCUGAACCAGAGGAUGCAUUCAAAGAGAACAGUAUUGGUGAUAAACCCAAACAUGCCCAAACUCCGUAUUUUCCACCACCUUCAAUGUAUCUCCCAACAGGAGCUUCAGUACUAGAUCAUCUUAGGAAGGUACCAGAGCCUGAAUUAAGCAUGUUUGAUCAAUACUGUAAAAAGGAACAGAAGAUGGAAAUCCACUGCCACCCAGAGACUAGGCUGGAAAUGAGCAGGAGAGAACAAGACAAAGCGACGGAGAGGUUUGUGGAGUCAGGCAAGGACUUGGUAGAUACCAAUAGCUUUCUUGGAGAAGGCUUGGUGUUUGGAGACCUCCCUCACAGUAAUUUAGGAGAAAGUAAGGGCUCUGUGCCCGAGCUGAACAUGUCUUCGUCAGUACCGCCUCGCCAGAGGUUAAAGCCAACUCAUUCAAAGUUGUCAUCCUGCGUGGCGGCGUUAGUAGCUCUUCAGGCCAAAAAGGUUGCGUGUAUUCCAAAAGGUGAUCAGCCAAACCUUACCAAGGAACCUGGUCCUUUUAAAGAUGGGAUGAAGGGGAGUCCAAAAAUGCCCAAGUCGCCAAAGAGUCCCCGAAGCCCCUUAGAGGUGGUGAGGAAGGCCAGCAAACAGCCUGAGAGUCCUCCAAGUGUGUGCAGUGACAGCAGUGGGAAAGGCUCUCCUUCCAUGGCAGCCGGCUCUCCGCCAGCUAUUCCAAAAGUUAGAAUAAAGACUAUCAAGACAUCCUCUGGUGAAAUUAAAAGAACUGUAACUAGAAUUUUGCCAGAAAACGAUGAGUUGGGCAAACCUUCAGAAGAGUCGCCUGUAGAAACCUCAUCUGCCGAAGAGUUUAUCAAAUCUUUCCCGUCCCCUGACACUAGUGCAGUUAUGGAAAGCGAGGCUAGCAAGAAUUCAACCAAAAAUGGGGCUGCUGUGGCUAUCCAGCUGUCAAACGUAGCGAGUCCUUACGCAGAUGGUAUGAAAACAGAUAUUGCUGCAAACACCAUGUGUACUGUGUCCUUAUCUCCGCUGCCAAACUGUGGCAGCAGUGCCAUAAAAGUUGGCAUUAAGAGGCAGCAGCAGGGUAUCGUGGUGCAGCCGUCCAACGUGACCACUUCUAGCCUUCUUCCCAAAGCUGUGCACUUGGCAAAUCUCAACUUGGUCCCACAUAGUGUUGCUGCUUCUGUUACGGCAAAGUCAUCCGCACAGAGGCGAAAUCAGCCUCAGGUGACACAGAUGUCCGUGCCGCUGGUGCACCAAGUCAAGAAAGCUGCACCCAUCAUUGUGGAGGCGUUUAAUAAAGUACUACAGAGUGCCAACCCGGUGCCAAUAUAUACUCCAAACCUUAGCCCUCCGCCUGACACCAGUAUUAAUUUACCUGCCUCUGGGUAUUGUUGCCUGGAAUGUGGGGACUCUUUUGCCUUAGAGAAAAGUCUGACUCAACACUAUAGUAGACGAAGCGUUCAUAUUGAAGUCAUGUGCACUCAGUGUUCAACUAUGCUUCUUUUUUUUAAUAAGUGUAGCUUGCUUAAACAUGCCAGAGAUCAUAAGAGCAAAGGAUUUAUCAUGCAGUGUUCACAGCUGCUAAUGAAACCAAUUUCCUUAGACCAAAUGUUUUCACCUUCUCCUACAAGCUCUUCAGCCUCUCCGGCUCCUGAGACUUUGCACUCGCCCUCUCCUUCGUGUAAGCCCAGUGCUGCUUCGGGAGGUGGGGCUGGAAUUUCUGCUAACACUCAGCCAGCCUUGCCUCUCUAUACAGACCCGUUGACACUAAUCCGUCAUGGACUUAAGUGUUUAGAGUGUAACAAGCAGGCACAGGAUUACGUUGCUUUAGCAGCUCAUUACCAGAGAACCUCAGAAGAUAAUGUGAGACUG
Molecule: messenger RNA, 2431 nt
Organism: Antrostomus carolinensis (chuck-will's-widow)
Lineage: Eukaryota; Metazoa; Chordata; Aves; Caprimulgiformes; Caprimulgidae
Gene: ZNF592
Product: zinc finger protein 592
Exons: 2
Source: RefSeq, a predicted model, not a curated record